AUGGCGGAGCCGGUCAGGCUGCGCCUGGAAUUCGAGGAUCGCCACCUCCUGACCAAGUUCCAGCGGUCGGAGGGCCUGAAGCGCUGCUGGGUCCUCCUGAGGCCCGAUCUCGCCACCAUUGGCGACCUCGCCAACCACCUCGUCGUCUGUUUCGCCCUGCAGCGCUCUUGCCCCCAUGGCCUUGUCCUUUCCAUGGAUGAAUUUGUUCUGCCGUCAUUUGAGUCAACUUGUAUAUUCAAAGAUAAGGAUAUCCUCAGGGUGAAAAAGAAGGGUGGUAGACAGAAGCAUGUUAUUGAGAUACAUGAUGCAUAUUGCACUAAAGAUUCUGACGUUGUGGAUAAGCAACCAAUACUCUCAAAUGAUAGGCUUCUGGCAAUUAAAGAUUCUCGAGACAAUUCAAGUGGAUACAAAAGGAAAAAUGAAGAGGAAGGGUGUGCUCUUGAAGAGAAUGCAAUCCAUAAGCAAACUACAUUAAGUGGGGAUACAAACUCAAAGAGAAAAAGAAAGGAGUCAGAUAAGCCCCUGAGCUCAAAGAGGAAGAAAAUAAAACUGACCAGCCCUGAAAUGCCAAUUACUACCAUUGCAGAAGAUGAACAUAUCCAAUCAGAGCAGAAUCAACGAUGUUCUCGUAAAAAAGAUCGUAAGAAAAGUUUAGAUAGGGCAAUUAAGCCAUCUAAUGAAGAUGGCAGAUCAGAUACAUUGGUUUCCUCUCAAGAUGAUGUUGGUGCUAGGAGAAGAACUAGUUCUGUACCAACAGAAGAUGGGCAUGAUCCAGUUGAGGGGAAUCACCAAAAAAAUACAUGCACAUACCAUGCUGAUGGUAGCACAGAGAAGUCUCCAAGCAGAAGUGCUAGUCGGAAGAAGGCUAAAAAACAAUGGCAUCAGAAGAUGAAAGAAAUGGCUAUUCAGCAGAUGGAAAAGGAUAUGCGGAGCCAGGUGCCAGCAAAUGACACAAACGAUGCAUCAGCAAAACAUCGGACAGUAAAUGAGAUCGCUGAAAAGGAGGAUGAAAUUGUUCCUGUCAUAGUUCGACCUGGUCACAUUCGUUUUGAAUCUUCCGAUGCAGAACAGAGCAAGUUGCUAUCAAAUGGACCGGUGGAAACUCUGCAAUGGAAUGGAACAACCAGCAUGAAGAAGGGGCAGAAGUGGGGCAGGGAGAAGACCGUAAGCAAGAGGAAUGAUGAUAAUGCUUGUAAUUGGGCAUCUAAUAAAAAAAUUGUUGCUGAAGAAGGGAAGCAUGUGGACGGCCAUAUAGAUUUUGGGAGCCUUUAUCCUUUGACUCGCCUUCCUAAGGAAGCGGAUGUGCUUGUGUAUCGUUUGGUUGAGUUAUCAUCAUCAUGGUGCCCUGAGCUUUCUCCUUUUCGAGUUGGAAAAGUUUCAUCAUAUGACUCUAUAUCCAUGAAAAUUGUUCUGGUACCUGUCCCAGAGUACCCACUCUUUUCCAAACAAAAUAACGACACAGUGGAAAUGGCACAGCAACCAGAUGUCUCACGUUACAAAGAAGAUGGCUCUUUGGAGAUUGAAUAUCCAUCACUUGUUGAUGUUCGUCUGUUGAAGCCAAAUGAGUCAGGAGCAGAGAACAUGAGUGCUCCUCAAGGUAGCAGGACCACAGUAGCAGCACCAGUAAACAACUGGGAAUCCGCCUUGGCUAAAAAUACUGCCAUCGAGCCGGUUACCCCCUGUAUAGGAAGAAGACCUAAUAUGGGCUGGGAGCGAAUUGAACAGGCUUCAAGUGAAAAAAAUGCCGAGCUUCAGCAGAACAAUGGUUGGGGUAGUUGGACCCCAAAUAAAAAAACCGGCACCACCUCAUGGUCAAACAGAGCAAUGAGUGGAAGUGCCCUGGGGCCUACUCUUGCAUUUUUACGAGGGAAAGAAGCCAAGUAUGCUAGCAUGGUAAAUGGUAAGCAUGCUAGUUCUGCAAAUGGUAGGUAUGCUGGUUCGUAUGGGAGGUACGCUAAUUCAAAUGGUAGGCACUUCAAUUCAACAACUAGAAAGUACAAUGGCCCAACCAAAAAAUGGUAAGCGUGGGAGGUUUUCCUUGUGGCAAGGAUUGUAAGUAUUCUAGUGGAAAGUGAGAUACUUUUUGGGUGCUAGACUGAAAGGUAUUUUGAACUUGUAAGGUAAGAAGAUCCAUGCUAUUAUCCUAUAUCCAACUUGUUUAUUUCUCAGCCAA
This is a messenger RNA of Elaeis guineensis (African oil palm), 2173 nucleotides long. RefSeq names its product coilin. Gene Ontology annotation, molecular function: U1 snRNA binding; U2 snRNA binding. Gene Ontology annotation, biological process: spliceosomal snRNP assembly. Gene Ontology annotation, cellular component: Cajal body. Lineage: Eukaryota; Viridiplantae; Streptophyta; Magnoliopsida; Arecales; Arecaceae. The record is from RefSeq and is a predicted model, not a curated record.